Molecule: messenger RNA, 4166 nt
Organism: Polyodon spathula (Mississippi paddlefish)
Lineage: Eukaryota; Metazoa; Chordata; Actinopteri; Acipenseriformes; Polyodontidae
Product: lipoxygenase homology domain-containing protein 1-like
Exons: 30
Coding region: 12-4166 (1384 amino acids)
Biological process (GO): intracellular signal transduction
Molecular function (GO): protein binding
Source: RefSeq, a predicted model, not a curated record
GUGGAUUAACCAUGGCUUCCCGUCCUGCUCAAUUCACAGAACCGAUUACAACUAAACGUGUCUGUUUCUACAAGAGUGGAGAUCCCCAGUUCAGAGGGCUAAAGAUGAUCAUCAAUAAUCGUACCUUCAAGACUUUUGAUGCCUUGCUGGACAGCUUGUCAAAAAGAGUUCCUUUACCUUUUGGAGUGAGGAACAUCUCUACCCCACGUGGGAUGAAUGUCAUUACCACUCUUGAUGAGCUAGAAGAUGGGAAAUCAUACAUUUGUUCUGACCAAAAGAAAGUAAAGCCUAUAGACUUGGAAGUCGCAAGUAAAAAGCCCAAACCUUGGCGUUGCACCAGGCCAGUCAGCAGCCGUCGACGUGCCGUUCAGAUAAAAAAGCAGAAUGAGGGCCAGCUGUUUCAGCGGGAGAAUUCUGUGGUGGUACGCACCCCCAGGAAAAUUGUGGUCUUCAAAAAUGGAGAUGCUGGAAUCAAGCACACACUGAUGUUGCAAAAGAAAGCAGCCCAGACUUUUGAGUCACUUCUUGAUCUUAUCACUGAGGUGAUGCAGUUCCCAGUCUUAAAGCUCUACACACCAGAUGGAAGGCGGGUUGAUGGUCUUCAGGCUCUGAUUCUGUGCUCUGGAGUUGUAGUAGCAGCAGGCCGAGAACCUUUCAAAGCUGGAAAAUAUGACCCCCAAGGACUGAGCCUACCUACCAAAUUACCGGGGAUUUCCAAUCGUGUAAACCCAAAACCCAUCAACAAGACACAGCAAAGGAAUUGUGGCAAAUGGAAAGUCUCAGUUCUGACCAGUGCAUUACCAUUAGCUGGUACCACUUCACAGGUUUACAUCAUACUCUAUGGUGACCAGGGCAAUUCAGGAUCUGUUUAUCUGUAUGGAAGUGACAAAGAUCUCUUUCAGAGUGGCCAUGAAGAUAUUUUUGAAAUAAAAGCAGGUAACAUUGGAGAGCUGUACAAAAUACGAAUUGGGCAUAACAACUCUGGAGAAUCCCCAGGCUGGCAUUGUGAUGAGGUGAGACUGCAGAACCUUUUCACGGAGGAGAUGUUCUUCCUUCCUGUGAAUUUCUGGAUGUCUCGGGAUGAGAACGAUGGGGAGAUUUGCAGGGAAGUGCCAGUUGUAUACCCUGGACGCCAAGUUCUACCAGUUACCAUGUACGAGGCCCAUGUUGUGACAGGAGACCUGUGGAAUGCUGGAACAGAAGCGAAUGUUUACAUUACUGUUUAUGGGGAAAAGGGUGACACUGGCUCAAGACAGCUUCUCCACUCCAGGAAACCCAUUAAGUUUCGAAAAGGACAGACUGACAUCUUCACCCUAGAAGCUGUUAAUCUGGGAAGUUUGCGCAAGAUUGUAAUAGGACAUGACGGACUUGGACAAGGAAACGGCUGGUUUCUGGAGAAUGUUGUGCUAAUUGACUCUUGGAAGGGCAUGGAAUACACCUUUCUUUGCAACAGGUGGCUAGAUCAAGGAGAGGAAGAUGGUAAAAUUGUGAGAGAGCUGUAUACUGCAGAUUCCUUUACUGCAAAACAAGAGCUAGAGCACAAAAUAAAGGACAUUUGGGCCGCUGAAAGAUGGAAGUUUCAGAAGGGGAAUAUUGUUCAAUUAUGUUCCAGACUAACUGGAAAAUGUGUAUGUCUCUAUCCAGAUGGCACAGUGGAUGCCCUUGGUGAUAAAAAGGACACACAUGGUUAUUUUGGCAUGACAGUGAAAAGGGGAAAUAUCCGAGUGUUUUAUAGCCUGCAGAAUCCACGUCUUGCUCUCAGCAUUAACCAGAACAGAGUCAGUGCCUUGGAAAAUGGUGGCACUCUGUGUGAAACAGAAGUCUGCAUUCAGCCAAGUCGCUUUGUGACUUUAGAGUCGGUACGCAUUCCAGGGUUCUCUGUCACUUUUAACCCACAAGGAAGUCCAGCUGAUGGAGCGACCGGCUACUCUGAGCUUUCCAGAGAGUUUAUGGUUCAUGUGAAGGGUGUCCUUCGGAAUGGGGCAGUGGUCCUGCUCAACAGCAGUUUGAGCCAGUCUCUGUGUAUCACGAUGGAUGGUCAGUGCAUUGGAACAGGAAAGCAGGCUGAAGAGUCUUAUCUGCGAGUGCAUAAAAUCAGCUCAGGGCUUUACAUGUUUGAAAGCGUCCAGACCCCAAAGAUGUACCUGAAGAUCAAGGAUGGCCGAUGUGAUGGAACAGGUACUGGUGACCAAUAUUGUCAAUUCAAAGUAGAAAAACAUUUUCAGAAUGGAUCUUUAAGCCUUGAAUCAAUGAAAAUGAGAGGGAUGUACAUAGGACUUCUUCCAGAUGGACGAGCAACGCCGUUAGUGCACACUGGAGAGACCAACGUCAUGUUCUACCCACAAGUCAUUAAAUUUGGCAGGGAAAAGCCAACAGGCACAUCUGCAAACCUGAAUAAAGAGACAGAAGCUGAGCAAGAACCUGUCAAACACUUCACACCGGCUCCACCAGCUUCUCCUAUCUCAGACAGGAGAGAAAUCAAAAACAGACGUGUGGUGGAGUCCCUUGUCCCCUCAGGAGAUGAGUGGAGGGUUUCAGUUCUGACAGGCAGUGAAGGGACUCAAGCUGGUGUCUCCCUGUGGGUGUAUGGAGACCAGGGCGUGGCGGGACCCAUCAUGCUGGGUAGGGCCAACAGAACCAAGCUGUUUGUUCCAGGACAAGAGGAUGCAUUUCAGGUCAAUAUAAGCAAUACUGGCAAAAUAUAUAAAAUAAGGAUUGGACAUGAUGGAUCAAGUGAUCAGCCACAUUGGAAAUUACAAAAGGUAAGUCAACUCUGCAAUAUACUGAUUUGGUUGUCAAGAGAUCGUGGGAAUGGAGAAAUUGAGUGUGAACUCCCUGUAAUAAGAGAAAGAGAUGGCAGGCCAGUUCAUCCAGUUGUUCAGUAUCAAGUGAAUGUAUACACUGGGCACCUGGAUCAGGCAGAAACCCAGUCUCCGGUAUUCAUCUGUCUCUAUGGGGAGCGAGGAGACACAGGACUGCGCCUCCUUCAUAAAUCAGACCUCCCUUGCAAACUCCAGAGAGGACAGGUGGACUUGUUUCAACUAGAGGCAGUGUCCCUGGGUAAACUGCAGAGGGUGCUGUUGCGGUGUGAGGCACAGACUAAAUCUCAGUACUGGUACUGCGAGAAAGUCAUCAUCAGGGAAUCAGGGGAGGACUCUGAGUACAUCUUCAAUUGUGAAAGAUGGCUUCCUUAUUCAUCCCAGGGUAUUGUCAAGUCUGACGUGGAACUCGUGCUACAAGAGAUUCGAAUAAAUGUUCAUUCUAGUGAGAAAGAAAAGGCACAUGCUGGGGACUGGAAGGUUACAGUAGUGACUGGAGAUUUCCAUUCUGCCAGCACUGAAGCAACGGUCUUCCUCUUCGCUUAUGGAGAUAUUGGAGAGUCAGGUCCUAUUAUCCUGGGAUCUGGAAAGCAUCAGCUUUUUAAUCCAAACAGUGCAGAUACAUUUCAGAUUAAUUUGAAGGACCUAGGGGAGUUGUACAAAUUACGUAUUGGCCAUGACAACAGUGGAGAAGACCCUGGUUGGUACUUAGAGGAGGUGAUUCUACAUGAACUGACCACACAAAAAGAGAUGUCCCUUCCUGUGAAGCAAUGGCUGGCUGAAGAUAAAGAUGCUGGAGAUGUAUGGAAGGAACUGGCUGUUCAUCAGACAAACAAGAAGUCUUUACCAGUGCUGGUGUAUCAGGUUUACAUUUACACUGGGUCCAGGCCAGGAGCUGACACAGACUCUGCUGUUUAUAUUAACAUCUUUGGGUCAAGGGGGGACACUGGUAAAAGGAAACUGCACAAAUCAGUGAAUCAAAAACUCAGCUUUCAGCAAGGACAGGUUGACGUUUUCAGCAUUGAGGCUGUAUCUCUGGCAGAACUGAGAAAGGUGGUGGUCGAGCACAGUGGAACUGGUCCAGGUAACGGAUGGUUCCUGGAAAAAGUCAUCAUCAAGUUUGAAGACCAGACCAGAGAACAUGAAAGUGUGUUUCUCUGCAACAGAUGGCUGGAUGAGUACCAGGAUGAUGGAAAGACUGAGAGAGAGUUAUUUGUAGAAGGCAAGUUAUUGAGAACUUUAUCUUACCAUUAUGACCACGAAAACAUAAUUAAUGGGAAAGUAUACCAGAGCCAUCGCAAGGGAAAAGGAAUGGCAGCAUAUGAGGGAUGCACCAGAACCGUAUAA